Messenger RNA from Venturia canescens, 728 nucleotides. RefSeq names its product glutaredoxin-C4-like. The record is from RefSeq and is a predicted model, not a curated record. Bases 19 to 567 code for a protein of 182 amino acids. Gene Ontology annotation, cellular component: cytoplasm. The transcript has 3 exons. Lineage: Eukaryota; Metazoa; Arthropoda; Insecta; Hymenoptera; Ichneumonidae. Gene Ontology annotation, molecular function: glutathione disulfide oxidoreductase activity. Gene Ontology annotation, biological process: cellular response to oxidative stress.
CACAUGUAAAAAACGGACAUGAUGGUCGCUGUUUGUUGCAGUGUGUGGUGUGAAACAAAUCGCAGAAAUAAUCGAGUUGGGAAUCUAGUCCUGCCAUAUAUUUUAUGUUUAGCUUUGGAGCGUGAGACUGAGAUAUCAUUCCGAUUCAGAUCUCCGCGUCCAGUUCGUCCUCUAGAAUCGCAGCAAAGCGCUCGCAUUAGAUACUAUUUGACACACGACACACGCCUGAUGGGUUCAGUUUCCAGUGCAGAAAAAGUAAUAAUGCCGGUGACCCGUGAAAUGGUGCAGCAGAUGGUCGACGCGGACAUGGUUGUCAUCUUUUCCAAAUCCUACUGCCCCUACUGCAAGCUUGCGAAAGAGGUCUUCCAAAAAAUGAAACGACAAUUCACAGCCAUCGAAUUGGACCAACGCGACGAUGGCGACGAGAUUCAAAGCGUGUUGGGCGAAAUGACCGGGGAAAGAACCGUGCCCCGAGUUUUUGUCAACCGUAAGUGUCUCGGGGGUGGAACUGACGUCAAAAAAUUGUACGAUUCCGGGAAAUUGGAGGAGAUGUUCCCAGACGCAUAAAGAUAGCGCGAAAUUAACCUAUAAAUAACGAAUUGUUUUGUAAUAUCGAACACGAUUUCUCGUCCGUUAUCCGCAACUAUUAUUUAACGAAUUAUGUCUGUAACUUAUUAAUAUUAUGAUUGAGUAAUAAAAGCACAAGUUAUGAAAAAAUUUUAAAUGAA